AUGGGAGGGCCAUCAGCAUCUCCAGCAUCUUCAUCUGCUUAUCCAUUGGGCUAUUGCCAAGCAGAAACAGAGUUCCAGAGGGAUCCUCGACCCUAUCGGAGAAAUUAUUCCCAUGCCAAACCUCCCUAUUCAUACAUCUCACUUAUAACAAUGGCCAUUCAACAAUCGCCAAACAAGAUGAUGACACUGAAUGAGAUCUACCAGUGGAUCAUUGACCUUUUUCCUUACUACAGACAAAACCAGCAGAGGUGGCAAAACUCAAUUCGUCACUCUUUGUCAUUUAAUGACUGCUUUGUUAAAGUUCCACGUUCACCAGAGAAACCAGGAAAAGGCUCCUACUGGACUCUUCAUCCAGACUCUGGAAACAUGUUUGAAAAUGGAUGCUACCUGAGAAGACAAAAGAGGUUCAAAUGUGAAAAGUCUAGGACUGAAGAUUCAGAAAAAAAAAAACUAGCAAACUUGGAGGAUGAGAAUUCUUCUUCUCAGUCGCCAAAAAAUGCAAUUAACAGGGGAGACACGGACUCAUCAGUGGCAAUCUCCCAACUAAAUAUGGCUUCACCAGUGGGUAUUAGCCCUAACUCUGAACAUGGUGGGUCUUCAUUACAGCUCUUAUACCCAAUGAGUCUCUCUAGUGACGGUUAUCUUUGCAUGGUGGGAGAAGAUGCUCAGAUGAAGCAUGAGCAAUUUGCUGGGAGGCGCCCAUUCUCUAUCACACAACUCAUGUCUUCUGAAAAUGCACAAACAUACUCCAGUAAAACUGACAUGUGUCCAACCACAGAUCAUCUUCCUCACUACCAGAACUAUACUCCUGAUUAUCAUAACAUGACCCCUUCAAAAAAUUUAAUGGACAUGCCAUCAUCCUCUGAUGCAGGCUACUAUUCUAAUGUGUAUUCCAGACCCAUUCUCAGUUCUCUGUGA
Molecule: messenger RNA, 918 nt
Organism: Staurois parvus
Lineage: Eukaryota; Metazoa; Chordata; Amphibia; Anura; Ranidae
Source: the annotation of a GenBank genome assembly